AAUGAAAUUCUUGCACUCUGCUAUAAAUGAAGCGCUGGAGGUUUGCUCCAUCAGAACACCAGGAGACCUGAGAGUUUGCUUCACACUAAGGAAAUUUCUACAUUUUUCAAAAAUGAUCAGCAGGAUUUUCAUCGCUUGCCUGUUUCUCGGGAUGUACAGUACGGGCUCCUCGCUAAGUUGCAAAUGGAUUGUAAAACAUCCAGGCAACGAAAUGAGUCAAUUCAGUCUGUACAACGAAAUAGCUUUAGGUCGACUUCAUAUGAUGAUUACUAACACCACUAAGGAUGCUGAAAUUGAGCACAACGUAGCUUUCCCUAAUCGACUGUAUCGCCAGACGUCCAAAGCAACAGCUGAGGAUAAACUGGCUUUCACAGUUCAGAUUCUGAAGGAGCUGUCAGCCCUGUUUGAGAAGAAUCGCAGCUCUGCACCAUGGGAGGAGAACACAGUGGAGAACUUUCUCAAUAUUGUGAACAAACAGACUGAAGAGCUUCACUCCUGUAUUGGAAGCCACAGCAAUACGACACAGAAGGGGCAACAGCUGUCUUUCAGGAGAGAAAAGUAUUUCAAGAGACUCUUAAAUGAAAUCCUAAAGGAAAAUGGUUACAGUGCUGAAGCCUGGGAGAAGAUCAGGAACAUAACACAAGCCCAUCUGAGACAAUGUGAAUUCCUGGUUGAAACUCUGGAAACUGCCCACUAAAACUUGUCUGUCGGAUAAAUUUUUAAAAAUGUAUUUGUAUUUUUUAAUUGGUUUAAUUUAUUUACUCUAUUCAUAAUAUUUACACUAUUAUUUAUUUUUAAUAUUUGUGUAUAUUUAUUUAUUUAUUGAUUUCUGAAACA
Molecule: messenger RNA, 837 nt
Organism: Oreochromis niloticus (Nile tilapia)
Lineage: Eukaryota; Metazoa; Chordata; Actinopteri; Cichliformes; Cichlidae
Product: interferon a3-like
Exons: 5
Coding region: 2-697 (231 amino acids)
Biological process (GO): defense response; response to exogenous dsRNA
Cellular component (GO): extracellular region
Molecular function (GO): cytokine receptor binding
Source: RefSeq, a predicted model, not a curated record